GCAUGCAUCAAGACUCAAGACACUCAAGACUUUCUCUCUCUCGGAGCCUUUUCCCUCUCUUGCCCUCCUUCCUCGAACGGCUCGCUCUAUUACGGAUACCUCAGGCUAGCGCUCAAAAGUCGAUACCACCAACUCAUCCCCAGAAGCGACCACGACGACCUGGGCCGGGACCGGGACCCACCUAGGUCAAGCUGAGCUGUUCUGCCUUACACCAUCGACCUAGAAGCUGGAGAUUCCGUGUGGCGUUUUUUCCACACCUUACCUUCCUUACCUUACCUUUAGGUACACUCACUUCCUUCCUUCUUUUUUAUCCGCUGGAUAUCCCCGAUCCACGGAGCCUCAUCUCUUUUUCCCCUUCUUCAAGGUUCUCUUCAGCUUCAACAAUCCUUUUUUCCCGGGACCUUCCCACCUUCACCUUCUUUACCCUUUCUUCUUCGGUAUCUUAUCUCUGGGUUUAUUGUAUCUCAUUCAAGCCAAACAAUACCACAACGAGAGCAUCGAAAGCUGCCCGAGAUGAAGUCUGGAAUCUUCAUCGCCUUCACCGCCGCUGGCGCGGCUGUGAGCUCUGUCACGGCCUUGUCCUUCCCUCGCGCCACUGAGGGCCAGGGAUUUAUCGCCAUGCCGGUCAGACAGGUCAGACCUGACUACAGUGACCUUGACAAGAGAGCGGCCAUCGAGGUUACUCUCAAGAAUCAACAGUUCUACUACUCGACUGAUAUCUCGAUCGGCACUCCUGCUCAGCAGGUCACUGUCCUGCUCGAUACCGGCUCCUCUGAGCUCUGGGUCAACCCGGACUGUGCUACCGCUCCUUCUGCCUCCCAGGCCAAGCAGUGUCUCGCUGCUGGCCAGUACAACCCGGCCAAGAGUCGCACUCCGGCCGUUGGCCCCAUUGGAGCUCGAAGACUCAACUACGGAGAUGCUUCGGACGCCAGCACUCAGACCAGCGCCGAGAUCGCUUACUACGUUGACACCAUCACUAUGGGCGCUGGUGCCAUCGUCAACCAGACCUUUGGCCUCGUCACCAAGAGCGAUGGCAUCGCCACCGGCAUCAUGGGCCUGGCUCCUGAUCUCAAGGCUGGAUUCGAGAAGGGCAAGCCCUACAGCCUGAUUCUCAACACCUUGGCUGAUCAGGACAUCAUCGGCAGCCGUGCCUUUUCGCUGGAUCUCCGCCACUCUUCCUCCGACUCUGGCGCGCUCAUCUACGGCGGUCUCGACAAGGGCAAGUUCAUUGGAGAGCUUCUGAAGGUUCCCAUGAUUACUGGCAUUAGAGGCGAGCCUCGUCUCGCAGCCACCCUUUCUGCCGUUGGCAUGUCUCUUCCUAACCAGCCCGUCAAGUCUUACGACCUCGGUGCAGCUGACACGAACGUCAUGCUCGAUUCGGGUACUACACUGACGCGCCUCCAUCCUGCCCUCGCGCGCCCCAUCCUCGCGGACCUCAAGGCAGUGAGCGACGACAGCGGAUACUGGACCGCCGACUGCUCCCUCCGCACCCCGACCCUCGCCAACGGCGGCAGCGACUCAUACAUGACCUUCACCUUUGGCAAGAAGACCAUCCGCGUGCCCCUCAGCGACUUCAUCCUCGACAUGGGCCCCAAGGACGGCCAGUGCUACGUCGGUCUCGUCAUCACCACCGACCAGCAGAUCCUCGGCGACAGCAUGAUGCAGGCCGGCUACUUCGUCUUCGACUGGGACAACCAGGCGAUCCACAUGGCCCAGGCCGCCGACUGCGGCAAGGAGGACAUCAUCACCAUCACCAACGGCGAGAACGCCGUCCCCAGCGGCCUCGUCGGACUCUGCAACGGACCCGCCACCCCGGACGGCAGCGUUGCGCCCGCGCCUGGUGCAGUGAGUUCCUCUUUGGCUCCUCUUUCUUCUGAUACUACUGCUACUACCACUUCCCCGUGGCUCUUCCCUGACGCCCCGACUGGCUCGACCUACACAAACCCCCCCAUCCCGAGUCCGAAGUUCGUGACUCCCUCUGAUUUCGUCUUUAUAACACCUCAUCCUCAGUCAUCCUCCUCCGCGACCGGCAACGCCUCGCCCGCUUCCUCCGCUGCUAUUACCCCCACUGCGGCCACCCGCGGCAGCGGUGGCAGUGGCUCCUCGACGAACACGGGCACGACGACUGCCGCCCCGACCGCGACCGAUCCCUCCUCGUCGAGCAACUCCGAUUCUCACAAUGCCGCCUCGUCCCUCUUGGGCAGCGACCAGGUCUUCAUGGGCUUGGUCUUGAGCGUCUUGGCCAUCUUGGUCAUCACGAUUACAUUCUGAGUCGUGCUUUGGAGAUGAUUUUGUGAACGCAACAGGAAAAAUAAGGCUAAGGAUACGAUACCCCUUCUUUGUUCAGGUUUCGGGAGGCACUGCAUUCUUUGGGGAGUUUUCAUUAUCAACUUUGCAUUCAGGGGAUGGCAUGGACGUUUUGGGGGAAGGGGAGGAAUUAAUGGAAACCCUCUUUCUCUUCUGGUCUUAUCUAUCACGGACGAGACAGAGCUUGAGAAAGAGGUACGGAUUUUUCCCUGGCUAGCUGGCCAUGAGUUUUUGAAGAAUAGUUCUUCACAAAGCUGGGGGUUUGGGCUGGAUGUCUAGCUAGGACGGACGUUUUUACUGAUGACCCGUUACGAUACCAAUGACGAAAACUUGAGGCCCUUGUUUCUUUCGGUUUUCUUCUCAUUAGGAAGGCCAAAAGAAAAGAAAAAACGGGACCUGACUUUUCCAAUUCAAAAAAAGUUUCAGAACCACACUUCCUGCUCGUUCUCUCGCCAUCUCGCUCCUAAUCAUUUCGUGCUUUUUGCUAUCCAUCCUGUGACUGUGUGGCUGUGACUGCAAACUUGAGAAUGGUAACACAAAAACGUACAUAUUUCAUCACACCAGCCCUCGAUUUGUCUGUGUUCAGUCAACUUUUUGUGACGAGGGCCUUU
Messenger RNA from Colletotrichum scovillei, 2918 nucleotides. Its product is annotated as eukaryotic aspartyl protease. NCBI's taxonomy places the organism in Eukaryota, Fungi, Ascomycota, Sordariomycetes, Glomerellales, Glomerellaceae. The record is from RefSeq and is a predicted model, not a curated record. Gene Ontology annotation, biological process: proteolysis. Gene Ontology annotation, molecular function: aspartic-type endopeptidase activity. The transcript has 3 exons. The coding region runs from base 514 to 2271 and encodes 585 amino acids.